CCGAGAAGUUCAUCGCAUACCUCAACAAACACUUCAAAAAUCAACUGCGCAUUAAUUUGCCCUUAAAUAUCCUAACUUCAACCCUAAGAAGUCAUGGGGGGCAAAACUGGAACUAAAGCUGUCUACUUCGACAAGCUCAAGGCCUUGCUCGACGAGUACAAGUCCAUCUUCAUUGUCAGCGUCGACAAUGUCUCAUCUCAGCAGAUGCACGAAAUCCGUCAAUCCCUCCGAGGUGAAGCUGUGGUUUUGAUGGGCAAGAACACCAUGGUGCGACGUGCGCUCAAGGGUUUCAUCGGCGAGAACCCAGAGUACGAGCGUCUUUUGCCUCACGUCAAGGGAAAUGUCGGGUUUAUUUUCACCAACGGUGACUUGAAGGCCACUCGUGACAAAAUCCUUUCGAACCGUGUUGCCGCCCCUGCCCGUGCUGGUGCUGUGGCUCCUGGCGACGUCUACGUACCUGCUGGAAACACUGGUAUGGAACCCGGCAAGACCUCUUUCUUCCAGGCCCUCGGUGUCCCUACCAAAAUUGCUCGUGGUACCAUCGAAAUCACCACCGAUCUCAAGUUGGUCGAAGCUGGCGCAAAAGUUGGUGCAUCAGAAGCUACGCUUCUCAACAUGUUGAACAUCUCUCCUUUCACCUACGGCAUGAAGGUGCAACAAGUCUACGAGGAGGGUCAGACCUUCGCCCCAGAGGUCUUGGAUGUCGAGGAGGCUCAGUUGCUCAAGGUGCUGUCGUCCGCGAUCGCAACCAUCACCACCAUCUCUCUUGCUGCCAACUACCCAACUCUUCCAUCCGUCAUUCAUAGCUUGGUCAACGGCUACAAGAACCUCAUAUCUGUUGCUCUUGAGGUGGACUACAGCUGGGAGGCCAUUGAGGAGCUCAAGGACCGCAUUGCCAACCCUGACAAGUACGCUUCAGCUGCACCAGCAGCCGCUGCGGCUUCCUCAGGCGGUGCUGCUCCAGCUGCUGCCAAGGAAGAAGAGAAGGAAGAGGAGAAGGAGGAAAGCGAAGAUGAAGGCUUCGGUGGUCUCUUCGACUAGAUGGCUUGAGAAUUGCGCUUUGUCUAGUAGUACAGGACACUCCAUGGCAUGGACAUACCCUAUGAUAGUCAUACGACAUAGAUGCAAUGACAUGCAAUGCAGAAACCCACUUUUCGUACUCACAGGUACCAGUCGUGACGAGCGAGCACAUCCAUUUGCUGUUUUUUUAGAAGCAGUUGCUGUCGUAUUUGCGGGAUCGCACCUGUUGCAUUGCAUUGAUUUCAUCAAUCCUCGAGACGAUUCUUCGCCCAUGUCGCCAGAGGUGAUUCCCUUCCAAGGCUAUCUGCGACCAGAUCGUCUUGUAUAUAUAAGUCAACUAGACGUGUUCUCGAUUGAUGCUGAGGCUUAGGGACCAGACUCUCUGGCUUUGCUGUCUUCACUC
This is a messenger RNA of Exophiala oligosperma, 1423 nucleotides long. RefSeq names its product 60S acidic ribosomal protein P0. The record is from RefSeq and is a predicted model, not a curated record. The coding region runs from base 94 to 1041 and encodes 315 amino acids. Gene Ontology annotation, biological process: cytoplasmic translation; ribosome biogenesis; ribosomal large subunit assembly. The transcript is spliced from 5 exons. Gene Ontology annotation, molecular function: structural constituent of ribosome; large ribosomal subunit rRNA binding. Lineage: Eukaryota; Fungi; Ascomycota; Eurotiomycetes; Chaetothyriales; Herpotrichiellaceae. Gene Ontology annotation, cellular component: cytosolic large ribosomal subunit.